GAUUUAUUUAAGUGAACCUUAAAAAUAUCAGAAAAUAGUAGCAUAUCACCAUGAGCAUAGAAUUUGUUACAUUAGUAUGGUUUGUUUCUCUGUCGUGCAUUGUAAAAUGUGGUGACCCUAUGGGACAUCUUCAAUCCCUUGGCUCCCAUAUGCCUCCGAUUAAAAUAGAUGUGAUCCAUACUCCACCCAGUCCACAAGAAUUUUUUGAUAAAUACAUUAAAGUUAAUAAACCGGUCGUCAUCAAAGGAGCUGCAAAAGUUUUAAGCAAUUUCAAAACUUGGAGAGAUGAUGAUUACUUGAGUGAAAAGUACGGUAAAUGGAUAGCUCCAACAGACCUCGGAAAAUUUGAGGCUCAAAUAUACGGAAAAAUAUUUGAAAUGAAAUUUGCACGUUUUCUAAGAAGCUAUAAAAAGCGAGAACUCUGUAUAAUUCGGGACAUUCUGCCAGAGAACCCAAUGAGAGACGAACUAUCUUUUAUAAAAUCUAUGUCGUGCGGUGGAUACCAAGAACGGAUUUCGAAGGUGAUAUUCCUAUUUUCAUCUGGUUCUGCUCAAUCAGCACUACAUUGGGAUAUGCAAGAAAAUAUGCAUUGUUUGCUUGAUGGUACGAAGAAUUGGACAAUUAUUCACAGGAAAGAUCGACACAUACUCCCGAAGUCGGAUCAUUCGUCAGUAUAUUCUGGAAUUGAUCCAAGAAGUGUUGACAUGUACAAAUAUCCCGUAAUGCAAGAUAUGCCUUGGUAUCAAGCUCUCAUUGAAGCAGGAGAUUGUUUGUUUGUUCCGAAUAGCGCGCCGCACUACGUGAAAUCAGGAGAUUCGAGGAAUAUGGCCUUUUCUAUCUGGUUCGAUGCCCCGAGAUCGCUCAAUCUAACAGACUGUCCGGAAAAUGAAGCAGAUUUACCUGAAACGGCGCCAAUUGGCCAUAGCGUAAUAUCAACCCUGGAAAGUGUAAAGGCCUUUUUGUAUACAAUGAUAGAUGAUCGAAGUGAUAGACUGUCCGUCUUCAAGUUCAACAAAAUGGUUCAGGCAUUUGGCGCAGACGAGAUGACUUCGUCGGAACUUCGUGACGUACUCGACUCGGAUAAAGACGGUUUCAUUACCGCAGAAGAGAUCGAAGCUUUAACGGAUGUCACAGAUGAGAUGUGGCCGGUAUUUUUAUUUGACACAGAUGAAUACAAAGAGGUAGAAAACUUCAGUAAAAGUAAACAAGAAAAAGAGGAACUAUAAAACUAAAACAUUCAAAAAAUUUGAAAUAGGAAUUUGUGAAAAAUACCAUGAAUGUAAAUUUAUUUGCAAUGAUAUUAUUGUGCAACUAUUUAUGUUUUUUCAAUUGUAAAUAAUAUUGGGAUGAAGUGCGUAACAAUUUUGAAAUAAAGAAUUGAAUAAAGAAAGUUUUAGAUGAGCGUCACCACAAGCACUCAUCCAUAGAUAGCCUAUAUCAUAAUAAAACCUCAAGUUGCUAUAAUCAGUGAA
Styela clava is the source of this 1472-nucleotide messenger RNA. Lineage: Eukaryota; Metazoa; Chordata; Ascidiacea; Stolidobranchia; Styelidae. The record is from RefSeq and is a predicted model, not a curated record.